This is a messenger RNA of Cucurbitaria berberidis CBS 394.84, 4352 nucleotides long. RefSeq lists its product as uncharacterized. Gene Ontology annotation, molecular function: tubulin binding; phospholipid binding. The record is from RefSeq and is a predicted model, not a curated record. NCBI's taxonomy places the organism in Eukaryota, Fungi, Ascomycota, Dothideomycetes, Pleosporales, Cucurbitariaceae. Gene Ontology annotation, cellular component: mitochondrion; cell cortex. The transcript is spliced from 2 exons. Gene Ontology annotation, biological process: establishment of mitochondrion localization; maintenance of protein location in cell cortex; microtubule cytoskeleton organization. The coding region runs from base 128 to 4072 and encodes 1314 amino acids.
ACAUAUAUUGAUUCUACCAUAGGCAUGUGUUAGAUCACAAUCGUCUGCAGCACCACUUCACUGUGGUUCUGGAAUACUUGCAUUAGCCUGCUAUACAUCUACCGACACCACCUGUGUCGUUUACAGGAUGGCAAACGAUUACUUCUCUGACCAAGAAGACUACAUCACCAACCAGCCACUUCCUUCUCCCGCAGGAACGCCAUAUCACUCGUUAUCCCGACGAACUUCGAGAUACGGUACACCAGCAAGUGAGAUCGCAAGCUCACCGGCUCCUCUCCCACCGGACCCACGAAAUGGCCCCGAAGAUGCCGCCAACGAUGAAAACAUCUCAAUUCUUGACCCCCGUCGGUUCACUCCCACCUUGCACGCGAACCUAGUUUCCGAGAUCCUCAAUCUCCGGCGAGAAUUAGAUUCGAAACAUCGGUUCAUUGAAGACCUGGAAACGGAUCUUUACACGGUACGGAUCGAGAAUGACUCGCUAUCAAAGCAGUUGUCAUCAUCUACAAAAGAAGGCAAAGCGGCAAGACGUCAGCUUCAACACUUCGAAAAUGAAACUCUUGCGGCCAUAGAGGAGAUAGCUGGCGAGAGGGACAAGACUAAAGAAGCCAAUGCAGAUCUAAGGGAGAAACUCGAGGCAGCAGAGAAAAAAACGCGCAGUCAGGAGGAUGAUUCCACAAGAGUACACGAUAUGUGGGCUCGCGAAAAGGAGGCGUGGGCGGGAGAGAAACGGACACUGGAGCGACGAGUGCAUAUUUCCGAAGCCCGAUUGAAACUGCUUCUAGAUGAAAUUGCGUUGCAAGAGGCUGCUCACGAAGAAGCUGGUCUGGAGAGCGAGGGUGAGGACGUCAUGCGGGACAAUGGCGCGGGUACUGAAAGCGAUACAGCUAGCAUACGCUCGUCGCCACAACGAAGGUCAUCUACUAGAAUUGGACGUCAUUCGCGAAACCGGAGCAACAGCAGCUACAGAAGUAUCGGGCGCAACUAUCGUUUGUCUCUGAUGAGCACUGACGGGCAUGGUCGCGGCCAUGGAAUAAGCUUAGCGGAUGAACUCAUAUUUGAUGAAGAAGAGGAGGACCUAGACGAGUUGGAGCUCGAUUCUGAUGAUUUCCCGGAAAAUGAGAUGCGGGCAAGACGAACGCUCGAAUCGCGACAAUCGAUGUACCCAGACGAGAAGGCGAAACGCAUUCUAGGCUUGAGCAUCGACCAUGUACAAAAUCGGGACAAUUCUGCUACAGAGGAAAUUGAGCCUCGGAAGACGUCACAUGAAACUGCUCACUCAUCAGUUACACUUACUCCGCGAGAUAUUACUUUGAUAUUCCCGCCAACACGACCGAUAUAUGUUGAUACAGGCGUACAACCGUCUCCUCCGCCGUCGCCUACACGACUUGUUAUGAUAGAGGCAUCAUCACAGACAUUGGAAGCCACGGUUCAGAUGAAAUCCAACGAAAACUCUUCAACAGUCGCCGAGGCGAACCAAAGUCGAAAGCGUGUUUCUGUACCACUGAGCCCUAGUCCCCCGCCCGGUGUCAGCCAUGCACCCUGCUUGAUGACAUCCAGCUCAGUACAAACAGUAGACCAGCCGUUGAGUCCUCCAGAUACCCCGAAGAUCAUCAUUCCCAUGGACCAGCCUCCUUUAUCGCCUGUCUAUCAAGCUGAUGUUGUUUCCACGUCAACUCAGACAGACCCAUUAGCAGAGCCGAAGGAUACACCAUUGGUGAGCAAGAGAGCACCGCCACCAGCUUCAAUUUUAGUGCCAUCGAUCGCGAUCCAUGCUCCAACCUCAGCUCCUCCAUCACCCAGAGAACCUAUCCUGCCGCCGGGGACCAAGACUGUGUCGACACAGACAACAGGUGACCCUGCGGUGUCCAUGCGCUCUUCAGGCAUGCAGACUGAGCCUAUAAGAAUCGACAACCGCCCUGUCAAACUUCCACCAAACCUUCUUCCCUCUGCCAUAUCCUCUAAACCCGGCACCCCCGAACCGAAACCUGAUCGCCAGGCCCUAAACAAGGCUUCCAGGAAAUCCUCGCAGCAUCCUACUUCUAGCGAUACGGAGCCAUCUGCCACAAAGCCGAACGCUCGUCAAGACCUCAUCGCAUUACUUGAGAAGGCUGCAGACAAGAAAGUGGAAAACCGAUAUCCUGGGAACAACGACAAUGGCCCAUUGUCUCGACAACAUCAGGCUGAUAUUCUUAGCAGACCAUUCCGGACCAGUAGUCUAUUCGCUGGGUUUGAUGGUCCAUCAUCUGAUGAAGAUGACGAUUCCGAUGCCGAAGCCAGUGACGAUGAUUACAGAAAACCACUGUACUCGACUCCGAUGCUAUCCUCGCGUAAUGCGAAGAGUGGACGCCCAGUAAACCCUCCGACACCCGUUCCAGAAGACAAGGAAUCAGCACCGACGACUAGGCCGUCUGAAGACUCCAUCAACGUUCAUUCGAAGCGAAGCUCAGUCGAGAAACCAGCCAAGGUUGGCAAACCAUCGCGUAAUUCUAUCGGCCGUCAGCCUAGCAUCCGACGGUCUGCCAUGAUUCAGAGUGGCACUGCCGCACAUAUACGUUCUCGUAGUCCUAGUAUCGGCAGCCUUGGCUCUAGCAACUACAUGCCGAAACCACCUUUCCCGGUACCCACCCGAUCAAGUUCACGGAACAAGCCCAUGAGCAAGAGUGAAGGCUCUCAAAGCCCAACGCCUCGAAAUAGUGGUUCGCAUGCCGGUCGCCGUCCGUAUGGUAUGAAUCAUCAGCGCAAGGAUAGCCUGCGAAAGGUGCGGUCAGCGGCUCCCGUUUCAAAGGUUGGACGCUCUCGUAGCAGAUCACCGACUCUUCCUGCUACCCCUAGCAUAGCAGACACUUCUUCGAUUCCGCCUCUGCCGAGCGACAUCGUCAGUGCUAGUGGCUUUGGUCAUCGGCACCAACCGUCAACCGCGACUGCGUACACAGCUAAUGGCUCUAUCAACAGUUCUGCAACUCAGACUAGUGUUGUCGAUGCCAUUGCCGCGUCUAUGAUCGGCGAGUUCAUGUGGAAGUACGUUCGCAAGAGGAAGGCAUUUGGUGGCCCAGAGACGCCCGCAGAUGUUGCUCGCGCAGCCGAGGAGGCUUCUCUUGCUCACAAUGGUGUACGACAUAAGCGUUGGGUCUGGAUUUCGCCGUAUGAACGGGCAAUCUUGUGGAGUAGCAAGCAGCCAACGUCUGGCUCAGCACUUAUGGGCAAGAGUGGUCGCAAACUAAUCAUUCAAUCUGUCCUCGACGUUGCCGACACCAGCCCUGCUCCUAAGAACGAAACACUCUUCAACCGAUCCAUAUUGAUUCUUACCCCUGCACGUGCGCUCAAAUUCACCACCAUGUCAAGAGAGCGCCAUUACCUGUGGUUGACAGCACUGUCCUUCUUAGCCCACUCGACCUCUCCGAUGCCAGACGUAACAUCAAUGCCACCAGUCCCACCACCAGUUGAGGAGCAAGAGCCACGUUCACAAGGGGCAACACUUCGUCGUAGUCGUGUCCAGGAUUCGGUGCGUCUCGCUAAAGGCAGGGCGAACCCAGUCAUGGCCCGAUAUGCAUCCCAAAACGAGCCUGUACCCGGUCUACCUUCACUUGCUGGAUUCGAUAAACCAGUGCCAGAUUCUGCCAGUCCUCCCUCCAUCCCUCGUGUUCCACAACACGGCAGGAAGAGGAGCUCAACUGGACCUAGCGCUCCACCGCCCAAUGUUCCCUUCCGCAGCUUCUCUCAUCAGCACGUUCCAUCAGUCUAUUCCAACGGUUCAUCAGACAUGUACAGCGCUGCAGCGCCACCAUCAGUCCCCUCUUCAGUGUAUAACGGCGGUGCUCUAAGCUCCAGGACAUCUGAGGCUAGUGCUUCCACUCGCCGAACCUUCUUCGAUACCAUGGGCACCGUGCGGAUGGAGGCCUUCAUCGACAAUGCUCUGGGUGACGCUAAGCAGCUCGGCGGUCAACCUGGGCGAGCACGAGUCAAUCGUCGUCGUGGCAGCAGCCAGUGGAGUGCCAGCACCAGGGACCAAUCGAAUCGGUCUGGUGGCCUCUUCGAGGACUUCGACGCUAAUGAUCCCUUCCGCGGCUUCUAGACGAACGCACAGCAUUAACGAAUCGUUCAUGUGUGACGGGCAUGCCUAACGGCCGAACCUAUUUGACCAGCGCCUUGCUAGCUAUUUCAAUCUUCGGACCAUUUCCAUCAUUCUUGAAUACCUCUCCUUUGUUUGCACAGAUGCAUCCCAUGUUCACUGCCACGGCACACAUGUCGGGCAACAUCUUUCCUAUCUUUCAUUCUUCUCUUCUACAUUCUUGUAUUCUCACACUCUCUCCCAGCAUCUUAGGGGCCUUGCUAGAAGCGGUCGCGCGCAAGCG